UAUAUAUCGGAAUAAAGAUUGAUUUUUGUACAGAGAAUCCAACAGUUUCCAUAAUUAUGGGGUGCUAUCCCCAAAAAGUACGGGCCCAUAUCCCAUAAUCCAAGUAAUCAUUACCAUAAUGGUAUGGGAUGAUAUUUCAUAAACGUACUAGUAACGGAUACAAUAAAUUUCUCUCCGUGUACCUACUUCAGUUUAUAUUUAUCAUAUUUUCAAAUAAACUUACAAGACUAUUAGACUCAAGUUAUUGUUAGAAGCAAGCUUUUACAGCUGUAAUGAAAUUAUACAAAAAUUAAAAAAUUAACGCGCCUCUCAUGGCGUGAUAAAAAUUAACGCUGUCUCUAAUGAGCGCGCGCCACCUAGUACCUUUUCUACAAUUGUCAAGUUUAAGCGGGGUAAUAGUCAUUAGUAUUUCUUAUCUUCGGUACUCAUCAUUCAAUAUAUUUUUGUACUAAAAAGUGUAAAAAAAAAUUUAAUUACUUCCAUCUGAUACCAUAAUUCAUAAUAAAAAUAAAUAAUUUAAAAAUCUUAUAUUAUUAAUUGUGUUAAAAGUUAAAUAACUAUUCAAAAUGCAAAGAGGUUAUACAACGGUCAGUGAACGUAAUACUGUUUACGAAUGGAAGAUAAAUAAAAUAGAUUUUUUUAUCAAAAAGAAAACAACUUUUACACUUUAUUCUUCUAAAUCUUCAUCAGGAGCCAACUUUGAAGAUGAAUGGCGUAUUAAGUCAAUUUUUACACCUCACGACAAAAUAGAAUUUUAUUUAUGUCUAACAAGCAAUCAUCACGCAUUAAAAACAAUAUUUUCAUUUUUCAUUUUGAACGAAAGAAAAAAGAAAAAUUUUGUAAAAAAUUAUCAGUACCGAUUAGCAAAGGUGAAGGCUUGUAUUUAUCCCUAUCCAAAAAAGAUUUAUUAGAUAACAAAGAUGAAUAUUUGCCUAAUAAUACUUUGACAGUGUGUGUCGAACAUUCUAUGUAUGACACUCCAGUUACAACUUCUAGAAAACUUGAAUUAAAUAUUUCAAAACGUCAAAUGAUUCACGACUAUACAGAACUGUACAACUCUAAAAUGAUUAGUGAUGUUAUUAUAAAUGUGGGUGACAAAGAAUUCCAAGCUCACAAAAUUAUUCUGAUGGCACGAAGUCCUGUUCUAGCUGCAAUGUUUUCUCAUGAAAUGAUUGAAAAGAAGCAAAACAAAGUAUCUAUAACAGAUAUUACUCCAGAGAUAUUCGAAAAAGUCCUGGAGUAUAUCUACACUGAUGAGGUAAUUGGUCUGGAUGAGAUUGCUGACGAUUUAUUAGAAGCUGCCGAAAAAUAUCAGCUUCAGUCUUUUAAAGAAACCUGUCAAGAAUCACUCAGCGUCACACUGGAUUUUGAAAAUGCAUUUAAAUUGAUGACUUUAGCUGAUUUAUAUAACGCUAAUCAUCUGUUAGAAUUCACAACUGAUUUUUUGGUUGCAAAAAUGAAAUGUGUUAUUAACACUCAGGGUUUUAAACAACUCGAGAAAUCACACUCUUCUUUGGCCAUAUAUAAAGGCAGAGAAAUUUCUUCUGACUUAUACAUAAGUCAUAUAAGAUUAUAUAUGGCCAUGUACGAUCAUAUAUGAUACAAUAUAAAAUAUUUUUACUCGAUAUUCAGUCCAUAUAAGAUCAUAUAUGGGUAUAUAUGACCAUAUAUGAAGAUACAGCCGGGAAAAAAAGUUCAU
Molecule: messenger RNA, 1699 nt
Organism: Microplitis demolitor
Lineage: Eukaryota; Metazoa; Arthropoda; Insecta; Hymenoptera; Braconidae
Product: speckle-type POZ protein-like
Exons: 1
Coding region: 761-1600 (279 amino acids)
Biological process (GO): proteasome-mediated ubiquitin-dependent protein catabolic process; regulation of proteolysis
Cellular component (GO): cytoplasm
Molecular function (GO): ubiquitin protein ligase binding
Source: RefSeq, a predicted model, not a curated record